GUGCUCGACCAGGGUCGGGGCGGCAACGAGUGGAGCGAGGGCCUCGCGAUGUGCGCAAGGAGCGGUGGCGUGCCCGUCGAGACACUUGGUGAUGGAAUGCUACGGGUUGCUGUCGCGUGGACGGCGUACGUGACUUGCGCGCCGAAGACCUCUGUGGCGACCCUCGCGGCAGACGAAGCAACCGUGGGGCCCUGGGAAAACAAGUGCUUGCAAGCUGCCGUAGCGCGUAUGCAGCGCGGUCGUUGGCGUCGAGAAGCAUUGCGAUUCUUUUCGAGAGAGUGCCCCAACAAUGCAUUGUCGGGUGCGGGCGGGGUGGGCCCCGUACCAAAACAGAACGUGGACGCGGUCCAGCGGUGGCUGUGUCAGCAGAAGGCUUUCGCGUGGGUCUACGAGGCAGAAAAAGUCGCGGAUCUUUUGGAGGAGGGAGCCCGUUGGAGGUGGCGACUUGGUGAUGCGGAUGGCCGCUGCGUCGGGUCUGCCGUUUGGCUGGCCGAAGGACAUGUAGUUCGCGUCGCUCAUGGGCGCGGCGUACUGAGCGGGAUGGAAGGUGAUCCUGUGCGGGCCCCGUGGCGACGUUCCGCGGCUGGCGCCAGUCGCGGCGGCAAGAAUGGGGCGCCGGCGGCAAGCAAUAGCGCGAGCGCGAGUACCGGGCUGCAGCAUGACGGUUGCCCUGUCGUCAUGGGUGACGGUUGCUUUUCCGAGAGUGUUCGGGCACUCGUAAACCGUCGGUAUCGAAAGAUGCUCACCAGCGGCCAGGGCGGCGCUUGUGGAAUUAAUGCGUUGUUCGGCACGGCCAGCCCAGAUGGCCUCUGGCACGCCGAUGCGAGGGGUUGCUUGCGACGGACGCUCGGCGAGACUGCAGAAGAAGUGCGCCGAAAGUGCCGCAAUGCUCGAGCGCUUGAAGAGCUGAUGAACUCGGCGUGGAAGCAUGUGAUCAAGCCGCAGGCGGAACAGCAUGCUGGUCUGAACGAUCGGAAUCUGGGCAUGCUGGCGGAAGAAAAGAGAUUGUGGGCGAAAAUAAAGGGGAAGCGCCGUGUCAUGAAUGCCUGCGUGUGCGCCGUGAAGCAAGAGAGUGAAGCGUUGUCGGUCUUCGAGCAGAAGCGCCGCGAAGUUGCAAGUGCGCUGAGAAAUUUAUGCCGGAACGACAUGAAAGAUGUUUUUUUGCGCCCGCUGCUGACUCACAUGGGCAUUCUUGACGACUACGAAUGCAUAGGCGAGGACGGGCAAUGGAAGAUCGACGUCGCUGGCACAGACACAGAGCUCGGGCAGCAUUACCGCCGCGGCAUCGUGGAGUACUGCGGGAUGAACAACGUGGACGCUUUUCUUGCGCACGUAAAUAACACGGUGGCCGAUCUGCAGGACCCGAACGUAGACAGAGCAUUCGGCGCUGGAGUUGGUGACUUUGUAGAGUUAGUGAAGGAGGCCCGCGUGCACGCGCCCGUCGUCGACGCCGGGGAGUCUGUCUUGGUGCAAGAGCCAUUCGAGGACUUCUUCACUCUUGUGUACCCCUGUUAUUUGGAGGCCUUAUGCUCGGAUGGGUAUUAUUUGAGUGAUUUAGAGCUGAUGUUGUUGUGCAAGUGUGCAGGAUUUGAAGGAGUCGCGGCGAGUGGGCGGCAGAGGGGCAGUGCGAGCGGCGGGGGUGUGGCGAUGCACAGUGGCAGCUCGGAGGCCGCGAGUGGCCCAGGUGUGGUGGGCCAGCCUGAUAGGGUGGUCAUGCAGGCCGUCGGCGCCCGGAGGGGGGGCGCUCCGGCUGUCCACAUCAUCCCCCGUGACCUACUCGCGCCAGUCCGGGUCAUCCGGGAGGCUGAUUUCCGCGCUCUGCGUCUUUUCCGGGAGCCGACUUCGGCGCCGGAAGCGUGGGACGUGCCCGGCAUGGAGUUCGUGCCCGGGGAGCUGUGCGCGCAUCUCUGGAAAGCGUGGGGCGGAGCGGAGGCCCUCGGGCGAGUCAUGCAGGAGACUUGGGUGCAGGGAUGGUCAGGCUGGGGACGCGCAUGGGACGCGCUGGCCGGGGCCCCCGACGCAGAGGACAAAUGCCUCAUUGUUGAAGAUCACGCGGUGAGAUUUAUGGAGUUCCUCACGGGGGCGUUGGUGUUGGAGGCUGAGACGGACGAAGAACGCGCUGCGAACAUGGCACGCGGGGGCCUGGUGGUCGGUGAAGCCCUAGGGCACGGGUCUGGCGCGAGCCUACCCGACAGUUUGUUCCAGCUCUUAGUUGAGGUGGGGUGGUGCGGGCAGGCGGUGGCGUCCCACGAGGGCCGUCGCGGCGCGUGUGCUGCGUGCGUGUCUCACCUGCAGAACGUCGGAGAUGCCUGGCUGCACCCUAGUACUCACGAUGGGGAGCUCCGACACGCAGUCCACGCAGGCGAGAUCGUGAGGUUCGCACUGACGAAUCAUGGCAUACAAGAGGCAGUUCUGCCAGAGACGAUCAUCAUUCGCGUUUACUCUCGCUUUGACGGUCAGGUGGGGUCGCGGGGGGGCGUGGACAUGAAGUUCUCCCGAGCGGAGCUGCAGGGGGAGAGGCCCGUGCUAGGCCACUGGCCGAGCGGAGAAGAUGUGUCAAAGGCGAACGGAGACGUCGUACUCGCAGUGUACAACGCGACAGGGGUGAACAUCCGCAGCACCUGGUACAGACCAGUGCGGGCGCGCGCCGAGGAGGACGCGCGGAAAAAUGCACGGCGACAGGAGGGGCACGCGGCCGAAGAAGGAAGCGGGAGAGACGUGGUGGACGACAAGGCCGCCAGAACGGGGACGGCGGCGAAACGGGCCCGUGUCACAGGGAAGAGCACUCCGGUUGGCCCGGAUUCUGCGGUCGCCGACGUGUCGCCGUCGGGUCCGACAAGCGUCGGCCGCGUAGAGGCGUCCGACGAGACACUCCCUCCACCGCCGCCUCCACACCCGGUGCAGCGCCGGGAAGGUGCGCGCAAGGCGGAUAGAGGAGUCUCGCCCGAUGUGGCGGGGCACCCGAAGGCGGUGCCCGAGUUGACGUCUGCGCGGGCCCCGAGUACGUCGGUGGGCGGCACGGGUGGGCAGGCGGGUCAGAGCGGCGCGGAGAUGAGCGAAAGCCGAGCCGUGAACGCCGACACAGCCGAGAGGUCGGGCGCGGCGCACGUGUACCGCGUCCGCGCAGUCGACAACGGCCACGUGUCCGCGGACGUAAGCCGGGGAGGAAGGGAGGAAGGGCUCAAGAAAGCGGCAGGUCUCAUGAAAGAGCACCCCACCGUGCCAGCGGCCUCUGUGCACGGAGCAACGCUGGAAGGCGAGUCCAUCUUCUCCUGCGGUGCCGUGGAGCUGCCGCAUGAUCAUUGCGCUUUUGGAAAUUGCGGGUGGCGGGGUUCCAGCGAAGCGGAGCUCCGCGCGCAUGUCAUAGCCGAACAUCGCGAGACGUUGCGGGAUGUCGCGGAAACGCUUGCAUGCCACGAGAAAGACGAGGCCAGGCGGAGUGAAACACAGUGCUGGUCAGCGUACAACGAAGCGAUCGCUUGGAAAGUGCGCGAGGGGGCGCCUCUCGCAGCACUGGCGAUCGAUCGUCGAUGCCUACGCGAGUACGCGCGCAGUUUGCGGGAAGACGCCGUCCACUCUCUCGUGUGCAUGGUGUGCGCGCGAAAGUUUCCCCGCGUGGAGGGCCGCAGAGGGAACCCGAUUGAAUGGCGCGCGGUCGCGCCAAGCGGAAGCGGAUUUUUCGGGCUUCCGGACGCGUUCGUGCGGGAGAACAUGACGGUGGACGCGUACGUGGAGCGGUAUGGCGAAGUAGAUGGCGCCGGGAAGGAGAGCAGUGGCGUGCAUCUGCGGGACCGGAUGGAGGAGUUCGAGGAUUGGCGCGUGCGCGUGCCAUCAGAAGACGGGCCAAUGGAGGUUCUCUGUUGUCCGGAGGACAUGCGGUGCGACAGCGCCACAUCGCACUCUGGGAACACCGCGUGCAGCUGUUGCGAGGCCCCGUUGUGCGGCGAGUGCGGGAACGCAAUGGUUGGCGCCCGCGGCGAACCGGAAGGCGUGCCCGAGGAGAUCAUGCGCCUGGUGCCCCUGGACGAUGCGCUCGACAAGAUCCAGAUGCAGAAGGCAGCGACGCCCGUUCCGAGGCCCGACGGAGUCAAGGAAGCGGCAGAUAUAAUGGAGAGCACGAAGACGAACGCGGUGGUCUGCGAGAAGAGCAGCUUCGAUGAGAUGGACAUUAAUGCGCAAAGGAUCGAGGCCGUGCGAACCUUCGUACAAAGGCUGGAUGAGGAGUGCGUGCAUGGCGGAGCAGAUGAGACGUCGAGUUCGGGCGGGGAGGAGAGCGGCCACGGGCAACCGGAACGGGCACGUAAGCGCGUCUGCGUCCGCGAAGAGGCGGGCCCUGGGGCGGUGGAGUCGUCGCGGGAGGCGGUGGAGCGCGGCAUGCUGGAGCAGGCGAUGACAGAGAAGAAGCGCGUGGACCGCCUCCGCGUGCGCACGGGGAACGUGAUGAUGGAUCAGUUCGAGCCCUGGUACUUCGGCGUCGCGUUCGCAUUUUUGUUCAAGUACUGCACGGGCAUGCCAGUGGAGCAGCUGACGCCCGAGGAGAUCGCCGAAGGAGCGAAGCAGAUUUAUCUCGCGCUAGACGGGAAGUACGUGGACAUCAACGGCAGGAAACAGAAGGUCAAGGGCGACAUGACGAAAGUGCGGCACGCGCCAAGUCUGGGGAAAGCCGCCCACAAGCUUCUCACCCACAUCGAGCACACGUCGCGGCGCCUCUCAGGUACACAGGAAUCCCGGCGCGUGAUGAGGUUCGAGACGAACGCUCUGCGAGUCCGGUAUGGCGUUCCAAUCUUUGUAACGUUCUCGCCCGACGAAGGGCACAAUCUGCUCAUGGUCCGCCUGUCGCGCACGCGGCGGCAGGACCCUGUGCACAAGGCAGCUGAUCAUGAAGCGCAGUCGCGGCGGGCGGGAGAUCGGGAGUGGCCGCGCGUAGCCCCCGACGUAGACGAGACGCGCCUGGAUCUUCCAAUGGAUGCAGCACAG
This is a messenger RNA of Prorocentrum cordatum, 4977 nucleotides long. The record is from the annotation of a GenBank genome assembly. NCBI's taxonomy places the organism in Eukaryota, Dinophyceae, Prorocentrales, Prorocentraceae.